Messenger RNA from Seminavis robusta, 279 nucleotides. Lineage: Eukaryota; Bacillariophyta; Bacillariophyceae; Naviculales; Naviculaceae. The record is from the annotation of a GenBank genome assembly.
AUGACAUCUAUCUACCAUGGAACCAACACUGCCAAUGGUGCAAACAGCAACAUGAAACCUUCCUUUUCUUCUUCUGGUGGACAAGUUCAGCAACGCAAGGACAAGUUGGAAGAAGUUUGUGCUGCACAGCGUGGUCUCAAGAUUGUCAAAAAGUCCAAGUGGCAGGUCGGUGGUUCUGGCUAUGGCUCUGGAUUGUACAAGAAGAAGACAGUUGUCCGCUUUGAAGAUGUCGAUGGCAAUAAGGUCCCCGUUGCCAAGAACUUUGCCAAGAAUGAAUAG